AUAUAUAUAUAUAUAUAUAUGUAUAUAUAUAUUGUUUGUUGAACGUUUUGGCUUUCAGAGCUGAGCAUUAGCGCGCACCGACUGAAUGCAAGGGAUAUUCAGACACACGCCGACCCGUUCCUUGAUUGUCGCCGCCCCACAUAGUACAUAGGCAAAACUUAUAUACGUGUACGUGUGUGAGUGUGUGUACGUCGCGUCGCGAUUCGCGCGAGUGUGUGUGCGUGUGCGUGCGUGAAAAUGGGCACAGUGAAAAAUUGUUAAACAAAAUGCCAAAAUAAUUCCUAUCACAAAAAUAAAUCCAUUCCAACUGCAGGAAAUCGUAAUACCAAAACGCCGUUGGCAAAAUCAUAAAUAGAAAUUAUCAUAUAUAUAUACACAUAUAUAUGCGCGUGUGUGUGUAUAUAUGCAUACCAAUUUGUGUCGUUUAUUGUGCAUAAUAAAAGAAGCAGUAAUGGUGCCAGCCAGUUGUGUUUAGCAGUGAUUGCAAAACUAAACAAAGCGAACGGAAAAACUUCGCCGCUCACUGAAAAGCAGCUAAAAUCAAAUAGCAAAGAAAGCAAAGAAAAUCAAUAAAUUUUGGAUUAGUAGCUGUUGUUGCCAUUUCGGCAAAAACUAAGGACUCAAAACAAAACCUGCAGCAGCAACAAUGAAACAACAACAACAACAAUGAUGAUGUACUGAGCAAGCCAGCAAUAAACAAUAAGGGUAUUCCUAUAUACGUAUAUAUAUUAUAUAUAUAUAUAAAAACAAAUGCAAACUCAAUGAAUAAUUCGGGCGUAACGUGUAAAACCAACAAUUAAAACGACAAAAGCCGAACAGGGUCCACGUGGUGUUCAAUUUAAUAAUUAACUGAGCAGCACAGAGGCGGCGAGGCAACAAUAGCAACAGCAAUUGUUGCAAGUGCAACAGCAGUCGCAGUAGCAACAGGAGCAACUGCAGCAAGCAGUCAACGCGUGCCCCCAGUCAAAAUGGCGGCACGACGUUGCCCGUUGGCGCCCCCUGGGCGAGGUGGCCAACCGCAAAGGCAACGUAAUACGAGUAUCCGGCGUACAACAGCAACAGCAACAGCAACAGCAACAACAUUGCUGCUGUCAUUGGCCAUGCUGCCAUUGCUGGCAACAGCGGCAACAGCAGCAACCGGCAGCAGCAGGAGCCACGAGCAGCAGGCUGGCAGCUACGCCGGCUUGAGCGCAGAGAAUGCAGCCAGAAUGUUGGCGGGCACUCCCGGGGAGACGGAGAGCAAUGUUCGGCUUGGGGUCGUCGAUGAAGUCGGGCACAGCGAGCUGUCGCUGGUGCUGCCCCACGACACCUAUCCGGGCUUUAGCAUCAAGAAAUUUAAGACGCGUCCACUGCAACUGGCCAACAACGGCAGCGCUCAUCAUGGUGGGGCUGGUGCGACGGCUGCAGCCUAUCAUAUGCUGGACAGCGAUUACUCCAAGUACUUCACAGUGCUGGACGAUGGCGUGGUGAUGACCACGGCGGACAUAUCGCCGCUUGUGAACCGGCCCGUGCAGCUGGUGGUCGUCGAGCAGACACCGAAUGCCACCAAUACGCACAAUCUGCAGCUAUUCGUGAUGCAUCGCAAGGACAUGCUGCGCUUCUCGGGCUCCCUGCUGGACGCCAGUGGUGAGGUGCGCGAAAAUCAUCCGGCGGGCACACGUGUGCGCGGAGUGCCCCUAAUGCAGGCCUUCAGCGGCUCCAUUGUGGACGAGGAGCUGGCCAAGCCGAAGAAGGUGCGCUACACCAUCAUCGAUGGCAAUGAGGACGAUGCCUUUGCGCUGCAGGAGCGUCGGGCCAAUCAAAAUGUUCAGGUCAAUGCCAAAUCGCUGACAAUCGAGGGCGACGAUGAGUCGGGCGUGUGGCUGGUCACGAAUCGUCCAUUGGAUCGCGAGCAGCGCGCCCACUAUGAUCUCUCCGUGGAGGCCUCCGAUGUGGAGGGACUGGAUAAGACGGUGUCCAAGAUACAGAUAACUGUGCUGGACGAGAACGAUAAUCGGCCGGUGUUCAAGUCGCAGGAUUACAAAUUCGCCAUUGCGGGCAAGAAGUCACAGAAUAUGGAGAGCAACAACAGCGUUACCUGGGAUCGAUUCGCCAUCCUGGGCAAGGUGGAGGCCGUCGAUGCCGAUGGCGACAAGAUUGCCUAUCGCCUGAAAUCGCCCAGCAAUGUGGUCAUCAUUGUGCCGCAGACGGGUGAACUGAUGCUCGCCGGCGAGCCAACGUCCAAUGAGCUGCUGCUCGAGGUGAUUGCCCAUGAUUUGCGCUAUCCCAGCCUGCUGAGCGCGCAGCCAGCGAAGGUGCUGGUCGAGUUCUUGGCGCCUGAGCCCGUGUCGUUUAUAAUGCAACACCUGGAGCACGAUGCCAUCAAUGAGCAUUCGCAUCAUCGUGAGAAGCGACGCGUGACACGCGCUGUACGGCCCACCAAGCGCAUUGAGUUCACUGAAGCCGAUGGCGAUACGGAGGGCAAGUCUGUGUUUCAGCUCGAGAAGGAAACGGACAAGGAAACGUUCAAAAUACGCGACGAUAAUCCCUGGGUGACGGUCGAAACAAAUGGAGCGGUGCGCGUCAAAAAGAAGUGGGACUACGAGGAGCUCGGACCGGAUAAGACUAUCGAUUUUUGGGUCAUCAUCACGAACAUGGGACACAAUGCUGGCAUCAAGUACACGGACAACCAGCGUGUGAUUAUACUGGUGAAGGAUGUCAAUGACGAGCCGCCCUACUUCAUCAAUCGGCCACUGCCCAUGCAGGCGGUAGUGCAGCUAAAUGCACCGCCCAAUACGCCAGUCUUUACGCUGCAGGCACGCGAUCCGGAUACGGAUCACAACAUACAUUACUUCAUAGUGCGCGAUCGCACCGGCGGACGCUUCGAGGUGGACGAACGAUCGGGCGUGGUGCGCACACGGGGCACAGAUCUCUUCCAGCUGGACAUGGAGUAUGUGCUGUACGUGAAGGCCGAGGAUCAGAAUGGCAAAGUCGACGAUCGACGAUUCCAGAGCACGCCCGAGGAGCGACUCUCGAUCGUGGGCGGCAAGCGAGCGCCGCAGUUCUAUAUGCCCGGCUAUGAGGCCGAGAUACCAGAGAACCAGAAAAAGGACUCCGACAUCAUUUCGGUUAAGGCCAAGUCCUUUGCGGACAGAGAGAUACGGUAUACGCUGAAGGCGCAGGGCCAGGGCGCUGGCACCUUUAACAUUGGACCCUCAUCGGGCAUUGUCAAGCUGGCCAAGGAACUGGACUUUGAGGACCUGCGACAGCCGCAUGUCUAUACGCUGAUUGUGACAGCCACCGAGGACUCGGGCGGCUUCUCCACAUCCGUCGAGCUAACCAUACGUGUGACCGACGUCAACGACAAUGCGCCCAAGUUCGAGCUGCCCGACUAUCAGGCGCACAAUGUCGACGAGGAUAUACCGCUGGGCACCAGCAUACUGCGCGUGAAGGCCAUGGACGCGGACUCGGGCGCCAAUGCGGAAAUCGAAUACCUCGUCUCGGAUGAUCAUUUCGCUGUCGACUCGAAUGGCAUCAUUGUGAACAACAAGCAGUUGGAUGCGGACAACAACAAUGCCUACUACGAGUUCAUAGUCACGGCCAAGGACAAGGGCGAGCCGGCCAAGUCGGGCACAGCCACCGUGCGCGUCUACACCAAGAACAAGAACGACGAAGAGCCCAAGUUUUCGCAACAAGUUUAUACGCCCAAUGUGGACGAGAAUGCGGGUCCGAAUACUUUGGUCACCACUGUCGUGGCCUCCGACAAGGAUGGCGACAAUGUGCGCUUCGGUUUUGUCGGCGGUGGCACUUCAUCCGGCCAGUUUGUCAUCGAAGACAUUACGGGCGUGAUACGACUCCAUAAUAAAGCCAUCUCCCUCGAUCGCGAUAAGUAUGAGCUAAAUGUUACGGCCAUGGACGAUGGCAGCUGUUGCGUCAACGGCGAUCAGACCAUACACACCUCCACGGCCGUUGUGGUUGUCUUCAUCACGGACGUGAACGAUAAUAAGCCCGUGUUCAAAGACUGCGGCACCUACUAUCCCAAAGUGGAGGAGGGGGCGCCCAAUGGCAGUCCAGUUAUCAAGGUUGUGGCUACAGAUGAGGAUAAGGGCGUCAAUGGACAGGUUAAAUACUCGAUAGUGCAGCAACCGAAUCAGAAGGGCACCAAAUUCACCGUCGACGAGGAGACGGGCGAAGUCUCUACCAACAAGGUGUUCGAUCGUGAGGGAGACGAUGGCAAGUUCGUCUCGGUGACAGUGAAGGCCACCGAUCAGGGCGAUCCCAGCCUGGAGGGCGUCUGCUCGUUCACAGUGGAGAUAACCGAUGUGAACGAUAAUCCGCCGCUGUUCGAUCGACAGAAAUAUGUGGAGAAUGUGAAGCAGGAUGCCAGCAUUGGCACGAACAUCUUGCGUGUCUCCGCCUCCGAUGAAGAUGCUGACAACAAUGGCGCCAUUGUCUACAGCCUCAGUGCACCCUUCAAUCCCAACGAUCUGGAAUAUUUCGAUAUACAAGCCGAGUCCGGUUGGAUAGUGCUCAAGAAGCCGCUUGACCGCGAUCGUUAUCGUCUACGAGUGCGCGCCUCCGAUCGCGGGGAUCCGCCCUCAUAUGCCGACGUUGAUGUUGAGUUAGAUGUCGUCGAUCGUAAUAAUAAGCCACCCAUUUGGGAUAAGAGCAUUUAUGGGCCAAUCCAUAUACGUGAGAAUGUCACUGUGGGUACGGUUGUAACAUCGGUUAAGGCAAGUUCCGGCAUCGAGGGCAAUCCAACGGUGUUCUAUAGGCUAAUGCCAGGGUCCACGGCGCAGACGAACAAAUUUCAUACGUUCUAUCUGCAACAGAGACCGGACAACGGCGACACGUGGGCCGACAUAAAAGUCAACCAUCCGCUGGACUACGAGAGCAUCAAGGAAUACAAUCUGACCAUACGCGUGGAGAACAAUGGCGCCCAGCAAUUGGCAUCGGAAGCGACCGUUUACAUAAUGCUCGAGGAUGUUAAUGACGAAAUACCGUUAUUCACUGAACGCGAACAGGAAACGGUGCUGGAGGGCGAGCCGAUUGGCACCAAAGUGACGCAAGUGAACGCUAUUGACAAGGAUGGCACAUUCCCAAAUAAUCAGGUCUACUAUUACAUCGUCGACUCGCCACGAAACGAGGGCAAAGAAUUUUUCGAAAUUAAUUUGCAAAGCGGCGAAAUCUUUACCAAAACCGUGUUCGACAGAGAGAAGAAGGGCGCCUACGCCCUCGAGGUAGAGGCACGCGACGGUGCCCCAUCGGCGCGACCCAACAGCAAUGGACCCAAUUCAGUCACCAAAUUCAUACGCAUUGGCAUUGCCGAUAAGAACGAUAAUCCACCCUAUUUCGACAAGUCGCUGUACGAGGCCGAAGUAGAUGAGAAUGAGGAUAUUCAGCAUACAGUGCUCACUGUGACGGCCAAGGAUCACGAUGAGUCCUCACGUAUUCGCUAUGAAAUCACCAGCGGCAACAUCGGCGGCGCUUUUGCGGUUAAAAAUAUGACGGGUGCCAUUUAUGUGGCCGGCGCAUUGGAUUACGAAACGAGACGCAGGUACGAGCUGCGCUUGGCUGCCUCCGAUAAUCUGAAGGAGAACUAUACGACAGUCAUCAUACAUGUCAAGGAUGUUAACGAUAAUCCGCCAGUAUUCGAGCGGCCCACAUAUCGCACACAGAUCACCGAAGAGGACGAUCGCAAUCUGCCCAAACGUGUUCUGCAGGUCACCGCCACCGAUGGGGACAAGGAUCGUCCACAGAAUAUUGUCUAUUUCCUAACUGGCCAAGGCAUAGAUCCCGAUAAUCCCGCUAAUAGCAAAUUCGACAUUAAUCGCACAACAGGCGAAAUAUUCGUGCUUAAGCCUUUGGAUCGAGAUCAACCGAAUGGACGGCCGCAAUGGCGUUUCACAGUCUUUGCCCAGGACGAAGGCGGCGAGGGACUCGUGGGCUAUGCUGACGUGCAGGUGAAUCUGAAGGACAUCAAUGACAAUGCGCCCAUCUUCCCGCAAGGCGUUUACUUUGGCAAUGUAACGGAGAACGGAACCGCCGGCAUGGUGGUGAUGACAAUGACUGCGGUGGACUACGAUGAUCCGAAUGAGGGCUCGAAUGCACGUCUGGUGUAUUCGAUAGAGAAGAACGUGAUUGAGGAGGAGACAGGAUCGCCCAUCUUUGAGAUAGAGCCGGAUACGGGUGUGAUCAAGACGGCUGUGUGCUGCCUGGAUCGUGAGCGCACGCCGGAUUAUUCGAUACAAGUCGUUGCAAUGGAUGGCGGGGGGUUAAAGGGCACGGGCACGGCGUCUAUACGUGUCAAGGAUAUUAACGACAUGCCGCCGCAGUUCACCAAGGACGAAUGGUUCACGGAGGUGGACGAGACAGACGGCACCGCGCUGCCCGAAAUGCCCAUCCUGACAGUCACAGUGCACGACGAGGACGAGACGAACAAGUUCCAAUACAAAGUUAUCGAUAACAGCGGCUAUGGCGCCGAUAAGUUUACCAUGGUGCGGAACAACGAUGGCACCGGCUCGCUGAAGAUUGUGCAGCCGCUCGAUUACGAGGAUCAGCUGCAGAGCAACGGCUUCCGCUUCCGCAUACAGGUGAACGACAAGGGCGAGGAUAACGAUAACGAUAAAUAUCACGUGGCCUACUCGUGGGUCGUGGUCAAACUGCGCGACAUCAACGAUAACAAGCCGCACUUUGAGCGCGCCAAUGUGGAGGUGUCCGUGUUCGAGGACACCAAGGUGGGCACCGAGCUGGAGAAGUUCAAGGCCACCGAUCCGGAUCAGGGCGGCAAGAGCAAGGUCUCCUACUCCAUAGACCGCUCCUCCGAUCGCCAGCGACAAUUUGCCAUCAAUCAGAAUGGUUCGGUUACCAUACAACGCUCGCUCGACCGUGAGGUGGUGCCCCGGCAUCAGGUCAAGAUCUUGGCCAUUGACGAUGGCUCGCCACCGAAGACGGCUACGGCCACGCUAACGGUCAUUGUGCAGGACAUCAACGACAAUGCGCCUAAAUUCCUCAAGGACUAUCGACCGGUGCUGCCGGAGCAUGUCCCGCCACGUAAAGUGGUCGAAAUUCUGGCCACCGACGACGAUGAUCGCUCGAAGAGCAACGGACCACCAUUCCAGUUCCGUUUGGAUCCCAGUGCAGAUGAUAUUAUACGCGCCUCCUUCAAGGUCGAACAGGAUCAAAAGGGCGCCAACGGCGACGGCAUGGCUGUUAUAUCCUCGCUGCGGUCGUUUGAUCGCGAGCAGCAGAAGGAGUACAUGAUACCCAUUGUGAUCAAGGACCAUGGCUCGCCCGCCAUGACAGGCACCAGCACGCUGACCGUGAUCAUUGGCGAUGUGAACGACAACAAGAUGCAGCCAGGCUCCAAGGACAUAUUCGUGUACAACUAUCAGGGCCAAUCGCCCGAUACGCCCAUUGGCCGUGUCUACGUUUACGACCUGGAUGAUUGGGACCUGCCCGACAAGAAGUUCUACUGGGAGGCCCAGGAGCAUCCGCGCUUCAAGCUGGACGAAGACUCCGGCAUGGUCACCAUGCGCGCCGGCACCCGCGAGGGCCGCUACCAUCUGCGCUUCAAGGUCUACGAUCGCAAGCACACCCAGACCGAUGUGCCAGCCAAUGUGACCGUGAUGGUGCGCGAGAUCCCACACGAGGCGGUGAUCAACUCGGGCUCGGUGCGCUUGUCGGGCAUCUCUGACGAGGACUUCAUACGUGUCUGGAACUAUCGCACCCAGAGCCUGAGUCGCUCCAAGCUGGACAGGUUCAGGGACAAGCUGGCGGAUCUCCUGAAUACGGAGCGUGAGAAUGUCGACAUAUUCAGUGUGCAGCUGAAGCGUCGCAAUCCACCGCUAACCGAUGUCCGCUUCUCCGCCCACGGCUCGCCCUACUACAAGCCCGUGCGGCUGAACGGCAUUGUGCUGAUGCAUCGCGAGGAGAUCGAGAAGGAUGUGGGCAUCAACAUCACCAUGGUGGGCAUCGACGAGUGCCUCUACGAGAACCAGAUGUGCGAGGGCAGCUGCACCAACUCGCUGGAGAUCAGCCCCCUGCCCUACAUGGUGAAUGCGAACAAGACGGCGCUGGUGGGCGUGCGCGUGGACACGCUGGCUGAUUGCACCUGUGGCGCGCGCAACUUCAGCAAACCGGAAUCGUGCCGCAGCACGCCCUGCCACAACGGCGGACGCUGUGUGGACACGCGCUUCGGCCCGCACUGCUCCUGCCCGGUGGGCUAUACGGGGCCGCGCUGCCAGCAGACGACGCGAAGCUUCCGCGGCAACGGCUGGGCCUGGUAUCCGCCGCUCGAGAUGUGCGACCAGUCGCACUUGAGUCUGGAGUUCAUAACCCGCAAGCCGGACGGCCUGAUCAUCUACAAUGGACCCAUUGUGCCGCCGGAGCGGGAUGAGAUGCUGAUCUCUGAUUUUAUAGCCCUCGAGCUGGAACGUGGCUAUCCACGGCUGCUCAUCGACUUCGGCUCUGGCACCCUGGAGCUGCGCGUGAAGACGAAGAAGACGCUGGACGACGGCGAGUGGCAUCGCAUCGAUCUCUUCUGGGAUACGGAGGAUGUGCGCAUGGUUGUUGACUUUUGCAAGUCGGCCGAGAUCAGCGAAAUGGAGGACGGCACGCCACCCGAAUUCGAUGACACCUCCUGCCAGGCACGCGGCCAGAUACCGCCCUUCAAUGAGUAUCUGAAUGUGAACGCCCCGCUGCAGGUGGGCGGCCUCUACAGAGAGCAGUUCGAGCAGUCGCUGUACUUCUGGCACUAUAUGCCCACAGCGAAGGGCUUCGAUGGCUGCAUCAGGAAUCUCGUGCACAACUCGAAGCUCUACGAUCUGGCCCAUCCAGGACUCUCGCGCAACAGCGUUGCCGGCUGCCCACAGACGGAGGAGGUGUGCGCCCAAACGGAGGCAACGGCUCGCUGCUGGGAGCACGGCAACUGCGUGGGCUCCCUGUCCGAGGCGCGCUGCCAUUGCCGGCCCGGCUGGACGGGACCCGCGUGCAAUAUACCCACGGUGCCGACGACCUUCAAGGCGCAGAGUUACGUGAAGUAUGCGCUCAGCUUUGAGCCGGAUCGCUUCAGCACCCAAGUGCAGCUGCGAUUCCGGACGCGCGAGGAGCACGGCGAGCUGUUCCGGGUGAGCGAUCAGCACAAUCGCGAGUACGGCAUACUGGAGAUCAAGGAUGCGCGCUUGCACUUCCGCUACAAUCUGAACUCGCUGCGCACCGAGGAGAAGGAUCUGUGGCUCAACUCGGUGGCCGUCAACGAUGGCCAGUGGCAUGUGGUGCGCAUCAAUCGCUACGGCUCCGCGGCCACCUUGGAGCUGGACGGCGGCGAGGGCAGGCGCUACAACGAGACGUUCGAGUUUGUGGGCCACCAGUGGCUGCUGGUCGACAAGCAGGAGGGCGUCUAUGCGGGCGGCAAGGCCGAGUACACGGGCGUGCGCACAUUUGAGGUGUAUGCGGAUUACCAGAAGAGCUGCCUCGAUGAUAUACGCCUGGAGGGCAAACACCUGCCCCUGCCGCCGGCCAUGAACGGCACGCAGUGGGGUCAGGCCACCAUGGCACGCAACCUGGAGAAGGGCUGCCCCUCGAACAAGCCCUGCUCGAAUGUCAUUUGCCCCGAUCCCUUCGAGUGUGUGGAUCUCUGGAAUGUCUAUGAGUGCACUUGCGGCGAGGGACGCAUCAUGUCGCCCGACUCAAAGGGCUGCAUGGAUCGCAACGAAUGCCUCGAUAUGCCCUGUAUGAACGGUGCCACGUGCAUCAAUCUAGAGCCGCGUCUGCGCUAUCGCUGCAUCUGCCCCGAUGGCUUCUGGGGCGAGAGCUGUGAGCUGGUUCAGGAGGGUCAGACCCUCAAGCUGAGCAUGGGCGCCCUGGCGGCCAUACUCGUUUGCCUGCUGAUCAUACUGAUACUCGUUCUCGUAUUUGUGGUCUACAAUCGACGGCGCGAGGCGCAUAUCAAAUAUCCGGGACCCGACGACGAUGUCCGCGAGAAUAUUAUCAAUUAUGAUGAUGAGGGCGGCGGCGAGGAUGACAUGACCGCCUUUGAUAUAACGCCACUGCAGAUACCAAUCGGCGGACCCAUGCCGCCCGAAUUGGCGCCUAUGAAAAUGCCAAUUAUGUAUCCCGUGAUGACGCUGAUGCCCGGCCAGGAGCCCAAUGUGGGCAUGUUCAUUGAGGAGCAUAAAAAGCGUGCCGAUGGCGAUCCGAAUGCCCCGCCCUUCGAUGAUUUGCGCAAUUAUGCGUAUGAGGGCGGCGGCAGCACAGCCGGUUCGCUUAGCUCAUUGGCCUCAGGCACCGACGAUGAGCAGCAGGAGUACGACUACCUCGGUGCCUGGGGUCCGCGUUUCGAUAAGCUGGCCAAUAUGUAUGGCCCCGAAGCGCCCAAUCCACAUAAUACCGAGCUCGAAUUGUAAGUCUCCCGCCAUAAAGUAAGAAGAGUAGCGAGGCAAAGCAGAAGAUCACGAGAUGCGUGAGGCAAACGCAGUUGAAUAGCCACAAAAGUUGCAUUUAAAAAUUCUACUAUUGAGGUUAGGCAAAAUCAAAUGGGGAAACGAUUUUCCAGCUCAACUCGAAACAACACAAAGAAGCGCAACCAAAGAAGUAUGGCAGAAAGAAAACUAAAAAGGAAACCUAAGUUAAACGAAAAACUAAACAAUGGAUAAGAUUAAACAGAUGAGAAAACACAUUUUAAAAAAUCAAACACAUUUGACACUUGAAAUGACAUUUGUAAAAAAUACUUCAUCAGCAUUUAAAUUUAACAAUUAUUAUAAUUAAUUUAUUAAGUGUGUGUAGAGAGAGAAAGAAAAAGAUAAAGUGAGAAAGAAACGCUAAAA
Molecule: messenger RNA, 10805 nt
Organism: Drosophila mojavensis
Lineage: Eukaryota; Metazoa; Arthropoda; Insecta; Diptera; Drosophilidae
Gene: CadN
Product: neural-cadherin
Exons: 22
Coding region: 969-10385 (3138 amino acids)
Biological process (GO): homophilic cell-cell adhesion
Cellular component (GO): plasma membrane; catenin complex; cell-cell junction
Molecular function (GO): cadherin binding; calcium ion binding
Source: RefSeq, a predicted model, not a curated record